Molecule: messenger RNA, 2011 nt
Organism: Malus domestica (apple)
Lineage: Eukaryota; Viridiplantae; Streptophyta; Magnoliopsida; Rosales; Rosaceae
Biological process (GO): regulation of ubiquitin-dependent protein catabolic process
Molecular function (GO): protein binding
Source: RefSeq, a predicted model, not a curated record
UCUCCGUCUUCUUCAUCGAUACCCCACACUACAAUCAGUCCUCUCUCACUUUUAGUCUCUCAUGGCGUCGAAGCUGAAGAUUGCAGGGACAUGGGCGGGCGUGCUGGAGGUUGAAUUGGAGAAUUGGACCGUGCCCAUGUUGCGAGACGAAGUUGCAAAACGAUCAAACUGCGACCCCAAUUCGAUCAAUCUGAUUUGCGCGGGCAGGGUCUUGAAAGACGGCGGCGGCGAUGAGAAACUCGCCCAAGUGGGUAUCAAGAACAACGCCAAGAUUCUUGCCAGUCGGGUGUGCGCGGAGGAGGGCAAGUCGUUGAAGGAGGAGUUGAUGGCUGAGGAGGAACGCUCCCGAAGAUUGACUCGAGUCAAGGCAGCUGCCACUGCAUUGGCCAAGAGACACGCAGAUGGAUCAUUGCCGAUUGAAGACUUCAAUAUAGUUCUUGAAGAUCAAAGUGGAAAGAAAGUAGAGUUGGGAUCCGAGACUGAUCAGAGGGCAAUUAUGAUGGGCCUGAUGCUUCAUACGAAUGCAAAGCAACUAAUUCAAAGACAAAAUUACAAAGACGCGUUAGAAGUGCUUACCAUGGGAGAGGAGGCUUUCUCUCUUUGUGACCCGAAGGUUAUUGAGCUUGUUGACAAUCCUCCUAUACUCCAAAUCGAUAUGGUUUGGUGCUAUUUCAUGCUCCGAGAUAUCAGCUGGCUUGCAGUGGCAGGAGUUCGCCUUGAAAAAGCCAGAAAAGGUAUUGAGAGAGCUCAUGGAAAGGACUCUUCUCGUGUCAGACUCCUUCAGGGAGGUCGCUAUCCAGAACUUGCACUAUAUUUGAGACUGGAGCUACUGGAAGGGGUGGUUGCGUAUCAUAGUGGCCAGUACGAUAAAUCAAGGAAGGUGCUGACUUCUGCACAAGAAAAAUUCACCAAGCUACAAGUGCCAGAUGAAGCUCUAUCACUUGUUAUGAGCAUGGGAUUUAAAGAACGAGAUUCUAAAAGGGCAUUGCGGAUGAGCAAUCAAGAUGUAUCUAGUGCUGUUGAUUUUCUUGUUGAGCAGAAGGCAAAGAGAGCCCAAAAACGGGAAGAAGAUAUUCAGCGACGAAAUGAAAUUAUGGAGCAAAAGAAGUAUGGGACAACACCAUUGAAGAAAGCUGUGGAUAUCGAGAAAUUGAACCAAUUGGUAUCCAUUGGUUUUGAGAAGGAGCUUGCUGCUGAAUCACUUAGAAGAAACGAGAAUGAUGCUGAGAAGGCAUUGGAUGAUUUGACAAAUCCAGAAGUUAAUUCUUCCAUACAGGUAUACAUUGAAUCAAAGAAAAGGAAACGACAGCGCCAAGCAAUUGAUUCUUCAAUUGAAUCGCUUGUAGGCAUGGGGUUUGAAAGAUCAAGAGUGAUUGAAGCUUUUCAGACUGCUGGUGAUGGGGCAACACUGGAGCAAGCAUUGCAUCAGUUGCUCGCAGGAAAUGCAACAGACCCCACAAAUGCUGCCAACAACCAGUCUCAGGCGAUUCCCACAGCUGCCGCUGACAGCAAUAUCCCUGCUGAUGUUGCUAAUGAUAUUGUGAAUUCUCUUGUUUCAAGGCUAGAUAAUGCUGAUCAAAACGGCGAAGCUGGAGGUCCAUCAGCUACUAGUGAAGAACGUGAUGCAGAAAUGGAAGAUGCACUCGCUGGAGAACUGGCACAAGGAGAUGCAUUCUCAGACUAUGACCUUGAAGUUACUGAAGAAGGUGCGGCCAUAAGCGAGUAUUUGGCUUUGCUGGACUCGACAGGCAGAGAGUGAAAGAGCAUCGCCGUCCCAAUGACAAGAUCCCAACUCUAAGAAUAAAAGGAAAUCAUUGUAUGUGAGUUGUAUAUAUGAAAACAAAGUAGGUGAUCGACUUAGGUUUGGUGAAUGGUGAUUGCAUUGCAGUUACCUUCACAGUUACCGUUGGCAUUCCAGACGAUCAAUGUUGCUCUCUCUGUCGUUUAUCCUCACGGCAUCUCUUGCUGUUUUUGGCAUUAAUAUAAACAGCUCAUUUUGUUUACAACCCAA